UGCAUCUUCCGGCAAACCUAAAGAAGCAGAGCGAAAAAAAAAAAAAAAGCACCUUUUCCUUGAGUUCAACUAUGAGAAAGAACAAAGUUCCCAAUGAGUUCAGCCUCUAUGUGCUUUUGUUUCUCCUUCAACUAUUGUUCCCUCUGCAGGUUAACUCAUACAAUCCCGUUGAUGAUUUUGCUGUCAGCUGUGGCGGCUCCGCAACCAUUCAAUUUCAAAAUCGGACCUGGGUUGGAGACGUUGACACCAAACUGUUUUCCAUCAUUGAAUCAGAAACUAGUUCACCUUCUGUCAAAACCAAUGCUCCUAACUCUCCUUCUUCAGUUAACUCAGUUCCAUUUGGCUCCGCACGUAUCUCUCACUCCAAAUUCACCUACUCCUUUCCCGUCACUAACGGCCCAAAGUUCGUUCGGCUUCACUUUUAUCCAACAUCGUAUGCUAACUUCAAACCCUACAACACCCUCUUCUCUGUUAAAAUAGACAACAACAACAACCUUACCCUUCUUAAAGACUUCAACGCCUCACUUUUUGUUGUCAAAGAUGAAUCAGAGACAAUCACUAAAGAAUACUGUGUCAACGUGGAAACAGGUGAGAGGCUAAACAUAACCUUCAUUCCCAGCACUAAUGAUUCCGAUGCUUAUGCUUUUAUCAACGGGAUCGAGGUUGUGUCUAUGCCUCCCUUUCUCUAUUACACUGAUCCCAAUGACUUAGGGCUUAAGCUUGUGGGUCAUGACACGCAGUACCAAAUUCACAAAGAGAAAGCUCUUGAGACACUUCACAGAGUCAACGUUGGUGAUCCUCAGGUUCCACCAAGUCAAGAUACUGGUAUGUUUAGGAAUUGGGACAACGAUCUUCCUCGCUACUUGGAGAAGCAAUAUCCAUUUAGUGUAUCAAGUGGAUUUGCACUUCAAUUAAAUUAUGAAAAUAAUGUUGUUCCGAAUUACACUGCACCAGCUGUUGUGUACUUAACUGCCAGAAGUUACGGGAUGCAUGCCACUGAGAAUUAUAAUGUUACUUGGGAUUUUGUUGUGGACUCAGAGUUUACUUAUAUGGUUAGGUUACAUUUCUGCGAGUUUGAUCAGAAGAUUCAGGAUUAUGGUGAUAGAGCUUUUCAGAUUUUUAUAGCUGAAACUUUGGCUGAGCCAUAUGCAGAUGUGAUUGGCUGGAGUGGUGGUAAUUUAGUUCCCGUUCAUAGGGAUUAUGCUGUGUUUAUGUCCACCCAAGGAAACUCUGAGAAAGUUAAUCUUUCUAUCAAAUUGCAACGACUGCAAGAGGGAAUGGUGACCAAUUACCAUGAUGUCAUAUUGAAUGGCAUCGAAGUUUUCAAGAUAAGUGACGAGAAUAACAAUCUCGCAGGACCGAAUCCUGAACCAAUUUUAUCUCCACCGAAACAAGUGUUGCAAACCCAAUCAUCCAAAAGCUCGAAGACCACUGUGGUUAUCAUUGCCGUGGUUGCAGUUUCAGGCCUCGUGCUAGCAUCUGUUAUCGGCAUCAUAGUUUUUCAACGAAGGAGAAGAGGCCAUCAUGACAUGGAAGAUAAUUCAUGGAAGACAAAGGGUAAAGGGUCAUCUUUGCCAUCCCAUUUGUGCCGCUACUUUACAAUCGCAGAGAUAAGAGCUUCCACAAACAACUUCGAUGAUGCUUUCAUCAUCGGUGUUGGAGGAUUCGGCAACGUGUACAAGGGUUACAUCGAUGGGUCCACACCCGUUGCGGUCAAACGCCUCAAGCAGGGUUCUCAACAGGGUUUCAACGAGUUCAGGAACGAGAUCGAGAUGCUAUCACAGCUUCGACACCUUCAUUUGGUGUCCCUCAUUGGUUACUGCAACGACGGCACAGAGAUGAUCAUUGUCUAUGACUUCAUGCACCACGGCACUCUCUGUGAGUAUCUCUAUAACUCCGAUGACCAGCCACUUCCGUGGAAGCAGAGGCUCGAGAUCUUAUUGGGUGCAGCAAGAGGGCUCCAUUAUCUUCAUGCGGGUGCGGAGCACAAUAUCAUUCAUCGUGACGUGAAGAGCACCAACAUCUUAUUGGAUGAGAAAUGGGUGGCUAAGGUUUCUGACUUCGGGUUAUCCAAAGUGGGACCCACUGGGACUUCGAUGACCCACGUCAGCACAGUCGUGAAGGGGAGCGUUGGGUAUUUGGACCCGGAGUACUACAAGCGUCAAAGGUUGACUUUAAAGUCUGACGUGUACUCGUUCGGUGUGGUGCUUCUUGAGGUAUUGUGUGCGAGGCCACCUUUGGUUCGUACGUUGGACAAGCAGAAAGCAAGUUUGGUUGAUUGGGUUCGGAGAUGUUACGAAGAAGGAGAGAUUGAUCAGACGGUGGAUCCAUUUCUAAAGGAUUCUAUUACGGAUGAGUGUUUGAAAUGUUACUGCCAGAUGGCGUUGAGUUGUUUGCUUGAUGAUGGGAAUCAACGGCCAUCCAUGAGUGAUGUAGUUGGGACCCUUGAGUUUGCAAUGCAGUUGGUGGACAGUGAGGAAGAUAAGAAGUUUGGUGGGACCCAAGAAGUGGGAGACAGGGAGAAAAUGCUACAAUUACCGCAGUUUAAGAGCGAUGAAGGGAGUGAUGUGCGUUUCACUAGUAGUGAUGAAUCGGGGUCCAAGUCCAGCAACGUUACCACAGUCUCAGCCAGUACUGAGGAACACGCUUUGGUUUCUGCUUUGGUGUUCUCCGAGAUUGGGAAUCCAAGAGCACGAUAGGACUCUUGCCAAGGUUUCGUACUCUUUUUUGUUUUUGGUAAUCUUCGUACUUUAUAUUUAGUGUAACACCCCGUUCUAGAACCGGUUUGUUAAC
Gastrolobium bilobum is the source of this 2793-nucleotide messenger RNA. Its product is annotated as receptor-like protein kinase FERONIA. Gene Ontology annotation, molecular function: ATP binding; protein kinase activity. NCBI's taxonomy places the organism in Eukaryota, Viridiplantae, Streptophyta, Magnoliopsida, Fabales, Fabaceae. The transcript has a single exon. Gene Ontology annotation, biological process: protein phosphorylation. Bases 72 to 2699 code for a protein of 875 amino acids. The record is from RefSeq and is a predicted model, not a curated record.